AGGUGUGUCGUGAAGAGGGGGCAGUCAAUGCUGCCCCCCCCUCCCGUGUCAAAUAUCCCCGGCGCUCUCCGUCUCCCGCAGGUGGUCUGGCAGAAGUCCUCCUCAUCCUCUUCUUGCGGGCAGGUGCGGGAACUCCGACAUGGCGGGGAAUGCGGGCCCGAAGCGGCAGGACACUCGGAAAUUUGUGGAGAACCUUUCCGGCGCCGGGAAAUGCAUCGCAGUGCUGACCAGCGGCGGAGAUGCUCAAGGUAUGAAUGCAGCAGUCCGUGCUGUUGUCCGAAUGGGCAUCUAUGUUGGAGCAAAAGUCUACUUCAUCCAUGAGGGCUACCAGGGGAUGGUGGAUGGUGGAGACAACAUCAAAGAGGCAACAUGGGAAAGCGUCUCAAGCAUGCUGCAAGUGGGUGGCACAGUCAUUGGCAGUGCUCGCUGUAAAGAGUUUCGUACCCACGAGGGACGUCUGAAAGCUGCUCACAACCUGGUGCAGCGCGGCAUCACCAACCUGUGUGUGAUUGGUGGAGAUGGCAGCUUGACGGGAGCCAACCUUUUCAGGGAGGAGUGGAGUGGUUUGCUGAACGAGCUUUUGGAGCAAGGUCUCAUCAACGAGGAGGCUGUCAGCAGUAACUCUGUGCUCCACAUUGUUGGGAUGGUUGGCUCCAUUGACAAUGACUUCUGUGGCACCGACAUGACCAUUGGAACCGACUCGGCCCUACACCGAAUCAUUGAGGUGGUGGAUGCCAUCAUGACAACUGCUCAAAGCCACCAGAGAACUUUUGUACUUGAGGUCAUGGGUCGACAUUGUGGAUACCUUGCUCUGGUCAGUGCUCUGGCAUGUGGAGCAGACUGGGUCUUUAUUCCAGAAAUGCCUCCUGAUGAUGGCUGGGAGGACAACAUGUGUCAAAAACUGUCAGAGAGUCGAUCCAGAGGUUCCAGAUUGAAUAUUAUCAUAGUUGCUGAAGGAGCUACUGACAGACAAGGACAGCACAUUACCUCAAGUUUUGUAAAGGAUCUGGUGGUGCGCUGCUUGGGUUUUGACACAAGAGUUACCAUCUUGGGUCAUGUGCAAAGAGGUGGGACCCCCUCAGCUUUUGACAGGAUCCUUGCAAGUCGAAUGGGAGUGGAGGCGGUGCUGGCCUUGCUGGAGGCGUCCACAGAGACCCCCGCCUGUGUGGUGUCUUUAGUUGGUAACCAGGCUGUUCGGCUUCCACUUAUGGAGUGUGUUCAGAUGACCCAAGAAGUACAGAAGGCCAUGGAUGAGAAGAAGUUUGACGAGGCGGUCCGUCUGCGCGGCAGGAGCUUCGAGAACAACCUGAGCACCUACAGACUCCUGUCCUACCGUAAACUUGAUUCUGAACUCCCAAAUAGCUCCUUCAAUGUAGCGGUGAUGAACGUUGGCGCUCCGGCUGCAGGUAUGAAUGCCGCCGUGCGCUCCGCUGUGAGGGUGGGAAUCACAGAGGGCCACAAAAUGUUUGCUGUCAACGAUGGCUUCGAGGGAUUUGCUAAAGGACAGAUUAAGGAGAUCAAGUGGGGAGAUGUUGGUGGCUGGACUGGUCAGGGUGGGUCUCUGCUGGGGACAAAAAGAACCCUUCCAGCGAAACAUUUGGCGAAGAUCGCUGAGCAGAUGAGAAUCCACAACAUCAACGCUUUGCUUGUGAUUGGAGGAUUCGAGGCCUUUGAGUCCCUGCUGGAGCUGUACGAGGCCCGCGCCCACCAUGAAGAGUUUUGCGUCCCGAUGUGCAUUCUGCCCGCCACCAUUAGUAACAAUGUGCCCGGCACCGACCACAGUCUGGGAGCCGACACGUCACUCAACGCCAUCGUGGAGACGUGCGACCGCAUCAAGCAGUCUGCCAGUGGCACCAAGCGGCGAGUCUUCAUCAUCGAGACCAUGGGGGGGUACUGUGGCUACCUGGCUACGGUGGGCGGGCUGGCGGCUGGCGCUGACACCGUCUACAUCUAUGAGGAGACGUUUGAUAUCCGAGACCUGCAGGCCAACGUGGAGCAUCUGACGCAGAAGAUGAAGACGAGCAUCCAGAGAGGACUGGUGCUGCGAAACGAGAACUGCAAUGAAAACUUCACCACAGACUUCAUCUAUCAGCUGUACUCGGAGGAAGGACGCGGCGUGUUCGACUGCAGGAAGAACAUCCUCGGUCACAUGCAGCAGGGAGGAGCUCCGUCUCCUUUUGACAGAAACUUCGGCACCAAAGUGGCAGCCAAAGCCAUGCAGUGGAUCACACGGAUGCUCAAAGAGUCCUACAAAGGAGGGAAAGUGUUCACUAACGCCGAGGACACCGCCUGCCUGCUGGGGAUGCGCCGCAGGGCCAUGGUGUUUCAGCCUGUCGCUCAGCUCCGAGAGGAGACCGACUUUGAACACAGGAUCCCAAAGGAACAGUGGUGGCUGAAGCUCCGCCCCCUGAUGAAAAUCCUGGCCAAGUACAAGACGUUCUACGACGUGUCCGAUGCCGGCCAGCUGGAACACGUGACCCGAGUCCGGCCCAAAGACUUCCAACCCUCCGUAUGAGCUGCUGUCAGCAGCCCCCCCCCUCACCGGACAAACCUGCUUCACGAGCCCCACAGCUUCUCACCUGACCCCCCACCCCGCCCCGACUACUGCAAAAAUGUUAGAUUUUUAAUGAGAUGGUCCCACAGACGGUCGACAUCUUAGAGGAGAAACAUGAGGAUGGUCAGACUAAACAAACUAGCAGCUAAGUUUUCUAGAUCCUAAAAUAAUAUAUUUAUGCACUCCUCAUGACGUACUGUACGCAUAUUUAAAUUUUAGUCUGAAAUGUAGCCAUUUCUAACCUUUUACUUUGAAAUUGUGCACUCAGGUGGGCGACAGCUUUCAUCAAACUUUCUGCUGCACUUUUUGAGUCCAUAAGCAAUGUACCGUCCCAACGCUGCUCGUAAAGAAGGAAGCUGUGCGAGAGCGGUCUGCACCUUGACUAUUGAGGGAGCGGCGAGGCUUCAGGCCGACAGGUCCUUCGUGCUGUGGACUGGUGUCUGUGGUGUUGUGUUGUUGCAUUGUAUCUGUCCAGGCUUUGUCGUGAGUAGGGUCCUGCCAGCUGCAGGUGUUACCCAUGGGUGUGGUGUCGUGUGUCUGUUACCGCACAUCACUGUUGUUAUGAAGCGUGGCCGUCCUGCUGGAGUCUAAUAAAGCUUUUACUGUGUGGA
Oryzias melastigma (Indian medaka) is the source of this 3165-nucleotide messenger RNA. Its product is annotated as ATP-dependent 6-phosphofructokinase, platelet type. Lineage: Eukaryota; Metazoa; Chordata; Actinopteri; Beloniformes; Adrianichthyidae. The coding region runs from base 140 to 2515 and encodes 791 amino acids. Gene Ontology annotation, cellular component: cytoplasm; membrane; 6-phosphofructokinase complex. Gene Ontology annotation, biological process: canonical glycolysis; fructose 1,6-bisphosphate metabolic process; fructose 6-phosphate metabolic process. The record is from RefSeq and is a predicted model, not a curated record. The transcript has 22 exons. Gene Ontology annotation, molecular function: 6-phosphofructokinase activity; identical protein binding; monosaccharide binding.